CUCUUCAUCUUCGUUGUUUAGGGUUUUUUCUUCAACUCCAUUUGUCUCCAUCGAAUUUGUUUCUAGGAUCGCGCUUUUUCUAAAUAAAAUUCUAGGGUUUAGUUGAUAUUUUAAAGCUAGGGUUUAUGUUUAUAAAUGGGUUUAGAAUAAGAUUUCGAUUGGAUUGGGAAUUUUACUUGAGGUUUGACAGUUAGAUUUUAAAGAAUCACAUUCUGAUCUUAGUUCAAUGGUCAGGAUGUAGGUUUAUGGGUAUAUUCUUUAUGAAACCGGUUCGAUUCGUUCUUCACCGGGCAUUCGCAGUAUAUGCAUAGUUGGACUAGAAUCGUAGUAAUAGAAUCUGAGUUGUUAAAUGUGUAAUAUAUGUGUAGUGAUUGUCUAUGACGAUAUAUCUUUUAGGGGGAAGGUUACCGUACGCAAUAAGCUAAAAUUUCAAGAACUAAUGUUUAUGUUGAGGUUUAACGGUUAGGGUUUGCAGAAUUACAUACCUGAAAUAUGAAGAACUGGUGUUUCUUAGGUCAAUGUUAAUGAGAGUAAAAAUGGUGAAUGAAGGAGAUAUUUUAAUGCUCGAAGCUCCUCCUGGUGCCUAUCCAACGUGGUCGAGCAGUCAGGAAAUCAUUGAUGCACUACCUUAUAUCGACGAUGAUUAUGGUGACCCAAAUGUGAAAACAGUCGUUGACAAAUUAGUUGAAGAAGAGAUGCGGAGAAGUACUAAGAAACCUGCUGAUUACCUCAAAGAUCUGCCUCCAGCACCGAAGUGCAAUUUUGAGAAUCAUCCUAUGCUUGCCAGAGAAUAUGAGCGUGUUAGAGCUGGCAAGCCUCCUGUAACCCUGGACAUGUCCCGGUAUGGACUAGAACCACCACCUGUGAAUAAACGAAAUGAUACUAAUGCAUGGACACAACACCUUGAAAAUGCUCAAAGCUCCCUACAACAUCAAAUGUUAAGGCUAGAAAAUUUGGAUUUGAUGUCGAAACAUGGUGGUGAUGUUUGGAAGCAUCACAACCAAGGCCUGGAGUCAUUCUUGUCUAGGAUGCAAUCAAUGGCUCAGGGAUAUAAUGAGAAGAUCGAAAGCGUGAAUCGGGAGAGGAAAUAUCAUCAGCAAAACACUGCAGUUGAGCUGAAUGCAUUAUCUAUGCAAUGGAGGGAGCUCUGCGAGAAGAAUAUACAAAUUCAAGCUGCAUGUGCUGGUAUUGAGAAUCAUAUCGAACAACUUAAGGGUGAAGCUGCAGAGAAAGGCUGGAAAGUGGACAUGGAUGCAGAGAAUAGCUCCUCAUUGCAGUGAGGUCGUCGAGGUAUGAGUUUCUAGGGAGUUGAUGAUUUGCCAGUAAUUACAGUUCCGAAGCUUUACAUUCAUGUCAAGCUUUUUGUAUCCAAGAUAUGUAUAUGAUUUGGCAGACCUUGAAAGAGUGCCAUAUCUUUUUUCUUGACAAAUGUAACUAAUUAAGACUGUUAGUUUUACUUGUUUUGAUCAUUUUGAGUGAGAAUUCAGCACUGUCAAAUCCAAUUAUUGGUUGAACUAUUUCCAAUGCCUCGAAUGAAAACACUUCUGACAUGUAUGUGAUGAAUGUAAGAAUUAUGGUAUAAAGAAUCUUGUAGAAGGAAAAGUUAGUUUAA
Messenger RNA from Papaver somniferum (opium poppy), 1612 nucleotides. Its product is annotated as pre-mRNA-splicing factor SPF27 homolog. The record is from RefSeq and is a predicted model, not a curated record. The transcript is spliced from 7 exons. Gene Ontology annotation, biological process: mRNA processing. Gene Ontology annotation, cellular component: Prp19 complex; precatalytic spliceosome; catalytic step 2 spliceosome. Lineage: Eukaryota; Viridiplantae; Streptophyta; Magnoliopsida; Ranunculales; Papaveraceae. The coding region runs from base 519 to 1280 and encodes 253 amino acids.